AUGGCGCCGUCGAAACCAGAAGUCAUCCAGCAGAAGCAAAGAGAUGCGGCGAGCAAGCUCGAUGUCAUCGUAGUUGGUGCUGGCCUCGGUGGCCUAGGAGCAGCCAUCUCCAUCCUCCUGGAAGGCCACAAUGUCCAGAUUCUCGAAGUAGCAGCAGAAAUCGGCGAGAUUGGAGCGGGAAUCCAAUGUCUCCCCAACUCCACGCGCGUCCUCAUCUCCUGGGGGCUGGAGGAUGCACUUUCAAAACUUGCCACUACGCCGAGGCUGUGCAAUAUGAUCGGGUGGAAGGGCCAGAAGAUCUCAGAGAUGGACUUUCAUGAGUACGAAGCACAGUGUGGAACGCCGUUCUGGGACUUUCACCGCGCAAAUUUGCAUAUGGCACUUCUCGAGCGGGCAAUUGAGCUGGGCGCGAAGCUGACGACGAACUCGAGAGUUGUAGAUAUCGAGUACGAGUCAAGCGGGGACUCGACAAGAGCUAUUGCUGUGUGUUCAGAUGGCAAGAGACAUAUGGCUGAUCUGGUUGUUGGGGCUGAUGGUAUCAACUCGAAAUGCAGAGAGAUAUUGCUGGGCCACGAAGAUCCACCACUGUUGACUGGUGAUCUGGCGUACAGAUUGUUGUUGGACACAGAGCAGAUGGUUAAGGAUCCUGAAUUGAGGAGUUUCGUUGAAGAUCCUCAAGUCAACUACUGGAUUGGACCUGAUGCACAUGCUGGUACAGUCAACUGUCUUCUUCACCCACAUUACGAAACUGACAAGAUCCAGUCAACUACGUUCUGCGUGGCGGCAAAUUGUUCAACAUGGUCCUUCUUGUCCCCGACGACAUGCCCGCAGGUGCCAACACUCUCGCCGGCAACGUCGAAGAGAUGCGCGCGCUCUACGCAGACUGGGACCCACGCAUCCCCAAACUCCUUGCCCUAUGUAAAGACGUCUUCAAGUGGCGUCUCAUGAUUCGCCCUGGGCUAGACCCAACAUGGUCACAUCCCUCGGCCGCGUUCACUAUCCUGGGCGAUGCUGCGCAUGCAACAUUACCGUAUCUUGCGUCUGGUGCGGGAAUGAGCAUUGAGGAUGGUCAUGUGCUGGGUCUAUGUCUUGGCGCGAUCAAGAACAAAAGCACCUUCGAAAAGAAGAAAGCACUGAAUAUCUACGAGCGGUGUCGUCGGGAGCGCACUGAGCGCGUUGUUUCAAGAGGCAACCGCCAGCAAUACCUUUACCACGUGCAUGACGGCGAGGAGCAACAAGAGCGCGAUCGUUUGCUCGGCGAAUUCGCGAAAUUUAACGGUAAGGGAAAGAUAGAGAGAGAACAGUAUGAAGCUGCUGGGCUUGAUGUGGAGAUGGAUCCAUUAGCUUGGAGGUGGGGUGGUGUUGGAAGCUGGUUGUUGACGUAUGUUUGUGAGGAAGAUGUCAAGAGGAGGACGGCAGAAGUUGAGGCGGAGGAGAAAUCUCCAAUUCCCAGGACAGUAAGUCAAGAGAGCGUGAGAGCGGUAUUGUAA
Molecule: messenger RNA, 1490 nt
Organism: Ascochyta rabiei
Lineage: Eukaryota; Fungi; Ascomycota; Dothideomycetes; Pleosporales; Didymellaceae
Product: Salicylate 1-monooxygenase
Exons: 2
Coding region: 1-948 (315 amino acids)
Biological process (GO): secondary metabolite biosynthetic process
Molecular function (GO): monooxygenase activity; FAD binding
Source: RefSeq, a predicted model, not a curated record